GUGACGUGGAUGCUGUUGCCGUGGAAGAAGGACUAUUACAUAGGAAAAAGGAAACAGCUGACCGGGACACAUGGUCUAAACAGUCUGACUUUAUCCUGUCCUGUGUGGGGUGUGCUGUAGGACUAGGGAACAUAUGGCGGUUCCCCUACCUUUGCUAUAAAAACGGAGGAGGUGCCUUCCUCAUUCCCUACAUGACGUUCCUGGUGCUAGGAGGUGUUCCACUCUUUAUGUUGGAGGUCGGGCUGGGCCAGUACAUGAGUCGGUCCGGUUUGAAGGCGUGGGAUAUCUGUCCACUCUUCCAAGGAAUCGGAAUAUCGAACGUGGUGACCUGCUUCUUCAUGAACAUUUAUUAUAUAUUGGUGCUCGCUUGGGCUGCUUACUAUCUGGUCCUGAGUCUGACCACCGUCCUUCCCUGGUCAAACUGCGACAACAGUUGGAACACACCGAG
Molecule: messenger RNA, 448 nt
Organism: Pecten maximus
Lineage: Eukaryota; Metazoa; Mollusca; Bivalvia; Pectinida; Pectinidae
Product: sodium- and chloride-dependent creatine transporter 1-like
Exons: 3
Biological process (GO): sodium ion transmembrane transport
Cellular component (GO): membrane
Source: RefSeq, a predicted model, not a curated record